This is a messenger RNA of Vitis riparia (riverbank grape), 858 nucleotides long. Its product is annotated as auxin-responsive protein SAUR32. Gene Ontology annotation, biological process: response to auxin. Bases 248 to 610 code for a protein of 120 amino acids. The record is from RefSeq and is a predicted model, not a curated record. The transcript has a single exon. Lineage: Eukaryota; Viridiplantae; Streptophyta; Magnoliopsida; Vitales; Vitaceae.
AAGCUCCACCUCUCAACACAUUCUCAUUCUCCUCCAUAUCAUAUGCUUUUUGUCCGUUGUUUUCUUUUAUCAUGAGCAACGUUCCUAGGUCAUUAACGGACUCUUCUCUAACCCUUUUCAAGCUUGCCAUCUCGGCUUCUGAUCCCUGGCCAUUUUCUUGCGUUUUCUUGUAACAUCUCAAGGAAAAGAGGUGAUUUUCUUUCUGGGUUUUUCUAGGUUUUUAGUGGGUGUUGCUGAGAAUUGAGAUAUGGGGAGUGGGGAGAAGAAUUUUCUCAAUUUCCACAUGCAUGUCCACCAUGGGAAUGGUAAUAAUAAGAAGGAGAUGAGGGACAUCCCAAAGGGGUGUCUUGCAGUUUUGGUGGGUCAAGGGGAGGAGCAGCAGAGGUUUGUCAUCCCCGUCAUUUACAUCAAUCAUCCUCUGUUCAUGGAGCUGUUGAAGGAGGCAGAAGAAGAGUAUGGGUUUGAGCAGAAAGGACCCAUAACCAUCCCAUGCCAUGUGGAGGAGUUUCGCUAUGUCCAAGGCAUGAUUGACAAGGAGAAAUCCCACCACCACCACCACCACCACGACCUUCACGACCACCACAACCACCACCACUGCUUCUGGGUUUGACAGAUUAAUUGUGAUUCUACAUAUUCUAGCUGAUUCAAUUCCUAUGUAAAUCUUCUGGGUUUUCUCUAAUUUUCACAUUUUUUUUAUAUACCAAGGUUGUUGUAGUAUUGACAAAACAAAGGAGUGGUUAUGAGAAUGGGGUUGCUUCUUUUUUCUUUUUCUUUUUCUUUUUUUGUGAUAUUUUUGGGCAAUAUAUUUGUUUGGGGAGCUUGAAAAUUGAUUAAAGAGAAAGAACAAAGUUUGAUGUA